Messenger RNA from Symbiodinium sp. CCMP2592, 318 nucleotides. Lineage: Eukaryota; Dinophyceae; Suessiales; Symbiodiniaceae. The record is from the annotation of a GenBank genome assembly.
AUGGCCAUUCACACGAUCAGCGCCGCGAACAUCUCGCCAGGCUACGAAGUGGAGGUUGAGAUCGACCUUCCCGACGGGUGCAAAGCCCGCGAUGUGGAUGUCAAGAUCAAAUCUGACAAUGUGUCGGUAAAGAUCUGUGAGCGUACCAUCGUGCACGGGGAUCUGCUGAAUCGCUGCGAUCCGGAGGAGUCCCACUGGGAGAUUCGAGGAACGCGGCUGGUCGUCAUUCUUCAGAAGGCCGGCGGCUCAACGAUACCCUGGCCAAAUGUCUUUGUCAAGGACUGCAAGCAGACCCUGGACAUCGAGGAUCUUCUGUGA